GCUCACUCUGGGAGAUUCUUCUCUCUCUCAAAUUUUCAAGUUCUCGAAAGCGCCAUUGAUAAGAGGAAGCUUUGGGGAGAUUUUGGACGAAGGAAAUGAGUAGGCGAUGAGCUGGUGUUCUCUCCUCCCUUCGAUCCAGAUAGCGAUGUCCGUCGUUAUCUCCCCCUACGAAGUAGGAAGCCAAACUAAAAUUCUCAAAACCCCCUGUUUUUUUUUUUAAAAAAAAAAGGGGAAGAAAAGAUAAAUCCACAGAGAAAAAGUUGGAGACGUGUACGACAAUCUUGGUUGGAGUUCCACCACGUGGGCGACUUUGUUGCAAAAACCCUAAUGGCUACCUGGGGUUUUUAAAGCCUCCCAACUUUUUUCAUGCUUCUCACCUGAAACUCUCUGCUCCCUUUUAUUUGGUGUAGAAUUUAGGUAAAAGGUUGGAUUUUGGGUUCUGGGUCUUGCAGAAAUUUGAGGGUUUUGCUCUGGUUCUUGGAUUAGAGCUCUGAGAUCGAAAGUAAAUUUUUUCAGAAAAUGGUCACUAGAACAGUUGUAGACCUUCGAUCUGACACUGUCACCAAGCCCUCUGAAGCAAUGCGGGCUGUGAUGGCGACCGCCGAGGUCGAAGAUGAGGUUUUAGGCUUCGAUCCCACAACCCACUUGUUAGAGUCUGAGAUGGCGAAGGUUACAGGGAAAGAAGCAGCCCUUUUUGUGCCCUCGGGCACAAUGGGGAACCUGAUAUCGAUCAUGGUUCACUGUGAGAUUAGAGGGAGUGAGAUCAUACUUGGUCAUGAUUCACAUAUACAUGUUUAUGAGAAUGGAGGGAUAUCUACAAUUGGAGGCGUGCACCCGAGAACAAUCAAGAACAAUCCUGACGGUACCAUGGACCUGCGUGCGAUCGAAGCAGCAAUUAGGCAGCCUGCGGAUGUGGUUUACUACCCAACGACGAGGUUAAUUUGUUUGGAGAAUACACAUGCUAACUGCGGCGGGAGAUGUAUCUCUGUAGAAUAUACAGACAAAGUAGGAGAGCUGGCAAAAAAGCAUGGUUUGAAGCUCCAUAUUGAUGGUGCACGUAUUUUUAAUGCUUCUGUUGCAAUGGGUAUUCCAGUUCACAGGCUUGUAGAAUCUGCUGAUUCUGUUUCGAUAUGCUUGUCAAAAGGUUUGGGUGCUCCAGUUGGAUCUAUUAUUGUUGGAUCAGAAAGUUUUAUUGCCAAGGCUAGAAGGCUUAGGAAAACCUUAGGUGGAGGGAUGAGACAAGUUGGAGUUCUGACUGCUGCAGCUUAUGUUGCUCUAAGAGAUAAUGUAAGCAAGCUUGAGGAUGAUCACAGGAAGGCAAAGAUACUUGCAGAUGGACUGAGUCAAAUCAAACAACUAUCUGUAGAUACAACCUCAGUGGAAUCAAAUAUGGUAUUUUUUGAUAUCAUAGGAAGCUCAGCUAUAUCACCUGAAAGGCUUUGCGAAGUCUUGGAAAAACAUGGGGUCCUUGCAAUGCCAGCAAGCUCAACUAGUGUCCGGCUGGUUCUCCAUUAUCAGAUCUCAGAGACCGAUGUUCAGUAUGCCCUGACAUGCAUAAAGCAAGCUGUUCAUCAGAUAUCAAACGGAGUUAUGCCAAAACAAGAUGCAUAAGUCAUCAAUUAUCCCUCCGUUCUUCUCGCAAAUCUCACUUAUUUCAAGUUAAACUUGUGCAAAAUUUCCAUUCUCUAAUUCUAAAAGAUCAAUGUGUGUGUUAGUUCAGAACCAUCUUCAGCUUUGUUAUUCCAAUGAGAAAAGUUUCUUACCCAUCAUCCAUAUUCUCUGUGA
This is a messenger RNA of Asparagus officinalis (garden asparagus), 1785 nucleotides long. RefSeq names its product probable low-specificity L-threonine aldolase 1. Gene Ontology annotation, biological process: L-threonine catabolic process; glycine biosynthetic process. The transcript has 10 exons. The record is from RefSeq and is a predicted model, not a curated record. The coding region runs from base 520 to 1611 and encodes 363 amino acids. Lineage: Eukaryota; Viridiplantae; Streptophyta; Magnoliopsida; Asparagales; Asparagaceae. Gene Ontology annotation, molecular function: L-allo-threonine aldolase activity. Gene Ontology annotation, cellular component: cytosol.